AUGGCUCCCGCAUUACUCACGGCUGUCGACUCGACGGAUCACGUCCACCUUAUUGUCGGAUCCAACCCACUCGCGGGUGCCCGCUGCACGCGCGCUCUCGAGGUCGGCGCCAAACCAGUCCUCAUUGCACCUGCAGAUGCAAGCAUACACUAUGGUCUCAUGAAGCGCAUCGAUGACGGCGAAGUCGCAUGGGUGAAGCGCGACUUUGAGGACAAUGACUUGACAACAUUGGGCAGAGAAGAGGUUGAUCGCGUCGUGGAUGCUGUCUUCGUGACGCUGGGUGGCAAAACCGCUCUGAGUACACAUAUCUCCACACUGUGCCGACGCUUGAGAAUCCCCAUCAACGUUGCCGAUGCGCCGAAUCUUUGUACCUUCACGCUCCUCUCCACGCAUACGGAUGGCCCGCUACAAAUCGGUGUGACAACGUCCGGCAAGGGCUGCAAACUGUCGGCUCGGAUCCGUCGAGAAAUCGCGGCUUCUCUGCCUUUGGAUCUCGGCCAGGCAGUUGAGAGGCUUGGUGUCAUGCGGAGGAGGAUUUGGGAGGAGGAUCACGCCGCAGAGCUGUCCAUGGAUCUUGAGGCUGAAGAUGACGAUGCAGGCCAGAGCGCAAACUUCAACAAACUAGUGACACCGGAGGAUGCGGAGGCCGCGCGCGGUCGGCGAAUGCGCUGGCUGGCGCAGAUCUGCGAGUACUGGCCCCUUCGCCGGUUAGCAGGAAUCACAGACGAGGAUGUGGAAGGAGUAUUGCGCAGCUACUCAAACUCUGAGAGCUCUGGUCUCAGCCCGAGAGCGGUGGACCGGCGUCGUAGGAGAGGACGUAUUAUCCUCGCCGGCUCUGGGCCCGGAAACCCGGACCUCCUCACGCGCGCAACCCACAAAGCAAUUCUCUCCGCCGACCUCAUUCUAGCCGACAAGCUCGUUCCUGAGCCCGUCCUUGCCCUCGUCCCGCGCCGCACAACCGUCUUCAUCGCCCGCAAGUUCCCCGGAAACGCCGACAAGGCACAAGAAGAGCUGCUCCAGAUGGGUCUUGAGGGUCUGCAGGCGGGCAAGACUGUCGUGCGUCUCAAGCAGGGCGAUCCUUACAUCUACGGCCGCGGUGCUGAGGAGUACGACUUCUUCCGCGCUCAUGGCCACAUUCCGAUUGUACUGCCCGGUAUCACCUCCGCCCUCAGCGCCCCUCUCUUCGCAGCCAUCCCUCCCACCCACCGCAGCGUUGCCGACCAAGUCCUCAUCUGCACCGGCACUGGCAGGAAGGGAGCGGCGCCUGACCCGCCCGCGUACGUGCCGACCAGGACCGUUGUAUUUUUGAUGGCAUUGCACAGGUUGUCCGCGCUUAUUGACAGCUUGGUGCUGGACGACGCGAAGAAGUGGCCGAAGGAGACGCCUUGUGCGGUACUCGAGCGUGCGAGUUGUCCCGAUCAGCGUGUUAUCAGGACGACAUUGGAGUACGUGUGCACUGCGGUCGAGGAAGAGGGUAGCAGGCCGCCGGGUCUGCUGGUCGUGGGUCCGGCAUGCGAAGUUCUGUGGAAGGGAGGCCAGAAGUGGGUUGUCGAGGAUGGCUUUAAGGGGUUCGAGGAGUUGAGCGUGGAAGGCGACUUGGAGAUGCUGAAGGAAGCUGAAGCUGUGGUUGCUUGA
Molecule: messenger RNA, 1635 nt
Organism: Lasiodiplodia theobromae
Lineage: Eukaryota; Fungi; Ascomycota; Dothideomycetes; Botryosphaeriales; Botryosphaeriaceae
Product: Siroheme synthase
Exons: 2
Coding region: 1-1635 (544 amino acids)
Biological process (GO): siroheme biosynthetic process; sulfate assimilation
Molecular function (GO): uroporphyrin-III C-methyltransferase activity
Source: RefSeq, a predicted model, not a curated record